AUGCCAAGUAUUCGUGGAAAUGUGCGUGUAGCAUUUGAAUUUUCUCUGCCAAGUGUUUGUGGAAAUGUGCGUGUGGCAUUUGAAUUUACUCUCGGCCCUCUCAGGCUACAGGAAGCAUUUGUGGCAAGUGAGGCCUCCGUCUUCAUGAAUCAGCCCCCUCCACAUAUGUCUAGACCAUCAAUUAUUAUCAAGCUCAUUUUGGGGUUGCUGUGGACCAUCACCCACUUAGCAAUCAGCUUUUUAAAUUUAUGGUCUCAUCUGAUUUAUAGUCUAGAAUGCUAUCUUAUUUCAUCUGGAUUGUUGCGAAAGUAUCAGAAUCUUCAUCUGGGUAGACUGAAGUGCUUGGCUAUUGUGGUAGAUAGCAAAGAAGCUAAAAGUACUGUGAAGGUCAAGCAACUGUUAUGCUGGCUCUCAUCUAUGGGUGUGAAGUAUGUAUGUCUCUAUGACAUCGAGGGAGUACUGAAGAGAUCAUUUGAACCUGCUGUGAAUGUUUCAAGAGAUAGGACUGCAGGAGAACAUUUUGGCAUUGGAGCAAACAUCAAAGAUCUACACCGUAGCCAAAGAGAGAUGGUGAUAGACUGUCUUUCUGGUUCUGAUGGCAAGGAGGGUAUUGCAAAAGCAGCCAGUUUACUUUGCUCAACUUACUUCAAUGGUGAUACUCAUGGAGAUGGCAAAAGGAAACCAGCAUUUACAGAAGCUGACAUGGCUAGUGCACUGAAAGCUGUAGGUUGUGGUGGACCAGAACCUGAUCUUCUUCUCAUGUAUGGUCCUGCUAGAUGCCAUUUAGGAUUUCCUGCAUGGAGAUUACGGUAUACUGAAAUUACGUAUAUGGGGCCACUAAAAUCAAUGAAAUAUGGUGCCAUUGUGAAAGCCUUAUAUAACUUCUCAAAGAAACACCAAAAUUAUGUUUUGCAGAUACGCUACACUAACUAG
Messenger RNA from Miscanthus lutarioriparius, 933 nucleotides. NCBI's taxonomy places the organism in Eukaryota, Viridiplantae, Streptophyta, Magnoliopsida, Poales, Poaceae. The record is from the annotation of a GenBank genome assembly.